GAGAUGCUGCGGAAAUUUCUUGUUAAAAACCGGAUUGAAGAAAGCAUAUUUGAAUCAUUUCAACGUCCGGGAAAUUUUCCAAUUAAAUGUGAUUUGCAGUCUUUAUCGUAUUAUGAUUCAAAUUUCCUUUUUGUAUAGCACUUUCAAUUGAAAAAAAAAAUCCCACUUUACACCUUAUUGCGCAAACAUUACUGUGCUAAAUGUAUGUAAUUUAUAUAUUAACAUGUAGAUGUGUAGCUAUUUUCAAAUUUGUAAAACUAUUUUGACUUUUACAAAGCAAAGGAUGCGGUUUACGUCAUUUCCGGCAACUUCCUCUGUUUUUGAUCUGGUGCUAAAGCUGCUAGCAGCACGGCACCGAACAAAUGUUUUAUUUUUCCUGUUUUAUCAGCAGACAAUUAUUAACACGCGUCCUCUCCGCUCUUGGUCUCAGUGAGCCGGCAGACGCAUGUCGCGGAUCAGGACCACACUAGACAGCGUCACCAAAGCGGUCGGAAGCACGGAUCUCAUCUCCAAGUUCUCGCGCCUCAAGCCCGGCUCAUCCGUGGCGGACGGCGCCCACGCGGAAAAGGUCCUGGUCCGAGCCGAGAGGGUCGCGUCGAAGGAGCGGGAGGCUCCGCUCCCUCCCGGAGCCGCCGUAGGAGAUGCGGAUGGUGGAAAAGGUGGAUCGGAAGAUGACCAAAAAGGAGAACCAGUUUCAGAAAAUCCCUUUGUUGCCACCAAGAAUCCUGAGGCGUCUGCACCCGUCUCAUCCUUCAAUCAAACGCCGCAGGUCUACCACCCAACCAACAUGGACGAGACCUACAAGACUUUAGCUCAGCACAUCAACAGUUACUUUGGCAUGGGCACCACGCAGGGGGGAGGAGGCGAUUGCAACCCCCGGCCCGACAGUAACAUAAUCCCUCGCAAAAGUCCAGACCGCAUUCCAGUUUUGUCUCCAGCGGCAGCGUCCGAGAGCGUCGAUACACCUGCUUCCUCUCAUCCAUCGGUAGACCUCAGUCCCCCUGAAGCGAAAGCACCACCUGACACUCCUGCAACAGAAAGCACCACUGCGGCUGUCCCGGUUCUGACCGCCUCCCCGAAAAAAGGCUUCACGCACUACCUAUCCUACCCUCGUCCAAGCGUUCAAGCUUUUGUCGGAAACUACAUCGCUCCGUUGGUGCCCAAAUUCCGAGGGGACGCCCAAAGCGUUGAGAGGGACAAACUCCCCGCUGAAAAUGGAGCGGAGGCUUCCGUGGAGAAGAUUGAAAGCGAAGAUCAUGUUGAUGAGAGCAAGCAGCAGCUUUUGGCUCAAAGGGAGAAGAUAAUAGCCAGGGUGAGCGUUGACAACAGGACCAGAGCCCUUGUGAAAGGCCUCCACAGGGUCAACGACGUCCAGCUGCUCACCAGUCGAGUGGAGGAACUCAGCUGCCACCUGCUGGAGUUCCCGGAGACGCGCGGCGUGGCCGUCAAGGAAAAAGCUAUACCAUGCCUGCUCCGUUUACGUCAGGCCACGGACCUCCGCCUUCAGGCCGCCGUGAGAGAGUCACUGGCUCUGGUCGGCUACACGGAACCGGUAAAAGGGAGAGGAAUCCGGGUCCUGGCUAUAGAUGGGGGAGGGACAAGAGGACUUCUGGCCCUGCAGACUCUCCUCAAACUGGAGAACCUGACUGGAAAACGAGUCCACCAGCUGUUUGACUACAUCUGCGGCGUCAGCACAGGUGCCAUCCUGGCUUUCAUGCUGGGGAUUUUUCAGAUCCCCUUAGAAGAAUGCGAGCAGAUGUACAGGAAGUUGGGCUCGGACGUCUUCAAGCAGAACGUCAUCGUCGGUGCCGUCAAGAUGGGCUGGAGCCACGCUUUCUACGACAGUGAAAUUUGGGAAAGCAUCCUCAAGGAACGGAUGGGCGAGGGGUGCAUGAUAGAAAGUUCCAGAGAUCCAAACUGUCCCAAAGUGUCGGCAGUGAGCACUCUGGUGAACAGAGGCCUGCCCCUGAAGGCCUUCGUGUUCAGGAACUACAGACUCCUGCCAGGGGUGAGGUCGCACUACCUCGGAGACUGCAAGUACAAGAUGUGGCAAGCCAUCAGGGCGUCGUCGGCGGCGCCGGGCUACUUCCCGGAAUACGUCCUCGGGAAAGAUCUCCAUCAGGACGGAGGCCUCCUGAUCAACAACCCCACGGCGCUGGCCAUCCACGAGUGCAAGUGCCUCUGGCCCAACACGCCGCUGCAGUGCGUGCUGUCGCUUGGCACCGGGCGGCACGAGGUGGCGGGCAAAAACGGGACCACCUACACCAGCCUCAAAGACAAGCUCACCAACGUCAUCAGCAGUGCCACAGAUACGGAAGAGGUGCACACCAUGUUGGACGCCCUCCUCCCGCCAGACGCUUACUUCCGCUUCAACCCUUAUUUGAGCGAGGACGUGCCGCUGAACGAGAGCCGCGUGGACAAGCUGAACUUCCUGAUGGGCGAGGGCGAGCGCUACCUGGAGCGCAACGACGCCAAGCUCCGUAAGGCCGCCGGCGUGCUGAGUCAGGAGAAGGGCGCCAUCCAGAGACUGGCCGAGUGGGCCAAACUUAAGGCCGAGAUGUAUGAGGGGCCCCCCUUCACAUCCAAACUGUAGCUAGUCAGGUAAGGUAAAUAGUUCCUUUAAGAGUAAAUUGUGCCUUUCAUUUACUGUAAUUCCCGGCCUAUAAACCGGGACUUUUUUCCACACGCUUUCAACCCUGCAGUUUAUGUGGCGAUGCAGCUAAUUUGUGCAUUUUUUCUAACGGUCCCAAGGGGGCACUCGAGCGGAAACAGUUAGAGUGAGACUGGUGGAAUAGAUGUGCCGAGGAAGUUACUUUUAUCCGUCCGGCCCUGUUAGCGCAGUGGAGCUAGCGUUAGCGCGGCGGCACUAGUGUUUAGCGUGGCAGUGCUAGCGUUAGCAGUCGCACGGCACCGCGAGCAUUAAUUUAUUUUUUUUAUUUUAACCGGCCCUGUUAGCGUAGCAUUGGUGUUCGUGCGGCGCUAGCCUUAGCGUGGCGGCACUAACGUUGGCGCGGCGGCGCUAGCGUGAAACUCUCUGUUGAACGCAGUGUCUUGCAGCGGGAGCUUUUGUAACAGUUCCUUGAGAACUUCUUAUAUUUAGCUCUAUCUAGCCGCGUUUAUUUUCGAUUAGGAAAAUAACGUUUGCGCUCGCGCCCCACCUUGCUUAACAACAACUCUUUCUUCACCGAACCGGAAACCGGAAACAACAGGUGAGCAAUACAAGUACAGUAACAGGAUAAUACUGCCCUCUGUAGGGCACAAUGAGUAAGGGCGCCCGUAACAAUAACAUUAAACACUCUCUGUGAGACCGUCUUACUUUGUAAAUAUUUUGUGUUUCAAUGUGGGCACUUGCGGCUUUUGCACAGCCGCGGCAUAUGUAUGUACCAAAUGGUAUUUCCUUUACAAAUUUACCGGGUGAGAUUUAUAACCAGGUGCGCUCCGUAGGCCGGGAAUUACGGUCGUUGGCACCUGGACACGCUGCAAAUGAAUUGCCAUAUGAUGUUUACAUUCUUUCGCAAUGAUCUACUUGAAAAUCUAUUUGAACAUGGACAAUAUGACAAGUAGUGGCAUGCAUUGACCUUCCGUUUUUCCACAUUUAUGAUGAGACGUGUGUAGCUGGAAGCUGCAAUCGCUCUGUGUUGCGAACGUGUUCUGAUCAAUUUAGAGUUUUAUAAACCUGUAAAUGUUUGAUGAGUGACUAACAUGUAACUAUGUGUUAUUAUUGCACAUUAAGAACAUCUCUUUAAUUUUUUUCAUUUUCAACAUCGCACAGAAAAGAAAAUGACCUCACGUACUUGGGAAUUGUUCUUUUCUCAGUGAUGGAUGAUGUGCUGUUGAUUUAAAUCAUACUUGCACUUUUAGGGUUUUUCAUAUUUUGUGGUCAUAUGAACCAUUUCAUCAUGUUAAAUAUAAUCCCAAGUUUUACGUAAAAAGCACAUUUUUUACCGUCUGCGCGUCAUGAAGCAUCGUUUGCGUUCAGAAACCUGCAAAAAUGUGCUCAUUUAAGAUAAACGUGAGGCUGCUUUUGUGCAAAUUUUGUUGAUUUUGAACUAUGAAUGCAGAGUUUUAAAUCUUGCACUGGAGGAGACUUUUUUUUUUUUUUUUUUUUUUUUUUUAAAUAAGACUGAAUUGCUCAAUUGUGCAUGAUUUCACAACCCUUCGAUCCACUGUCAAACCUCACUGAAUAAUUAAAAAAAAAAAAAAAAUUCAUAACCUGUGGAACUCCAGUUCAGUCAUUCUGGACUUGUUGCUCUUUUUCUCACCAUGUCAACAAGUUUAUAUGCCAAGAUGCUUUGAUGCCAAAGAUGCCGUAAGAACUAUAUCCAAAACAAACUACAAACACAUUAAAAUUCAUACUCCACAAAUAAAUGACA
Syngnathoides biaculeatus (alligator pipefish) is the source of this 4373-nucleotide messenger RNA. RefSeq names its product patatin-like phospholipase domain containing 8 (gene pnpla8). Gene Ontology annotation, biological process: arachidonate metabolic process. The coding region runs from base 446 to 2593 and encodes 715 amino acids. The transcript is spliced from 10 exons. The record is from RefSeq and is a predicted model, not a curated record. Gene Ontology annotation, cellular component: membrane. NCBI's taxonomy places the organism in Eukaryota, Metazoa, Chordata, Actinopteri, Syngnathiformes, Syngnathidae.